AUGGCACCAGAGAAAACCGUUGGGCCGUCUACAGUUUUGUCUUUUGCUGGCAUUGAACUUGAUACUGUUGCAUCAGAAGCUCGUUUACCUCUGGACAAAGUCCAUGACUGUUCCAACCUCAUUUUUGAGUUUCUUCAUAAGAAAAAGGCUACCUUGCAUGACCUUCAGUUCCUGAUUGGUAAGUUGAACUUUGCCUGUAAAGUUGUGGUUCCUGGUCGGGCCUUCCUACGGCGGCUUAUUGAUCUCACAGUUGGUGUAAAGCACCCUAAGCAUCUCAUUCGGCUUUCUAGAGGGGUGAAGGCGGACUUGGAAGUAUGGUACCAAUUUUUACAGCAUAACAACGGUAGUUCAAUUUUCCUUGAUGAAGUGUGGGAGGACAGUUUUUCCUUGCAGCUUCACACUGACUCAUYUGGGGCUUUGGGUUUUGGGGCAAUCUUUGGUCGGCAUUGGUGUUAUGGGCAAUGGCCCAGGGAGUGGCAGUAUAAAAACAUAGCUACAUUGGAAUUUUAUCCAAUGAAGGGAGUCCUUAGCCUUCUCUUGUGGGGUAAAGCUAUGCGCAACAAGCGUAUCACAAUUUUCACAGAUAAUGCUGCUUUAGUUUAUGUCAUUAAUAAGUGCACCUGCAAGGAUAAAUCCCUGAUGGUGUUUGUCAGGAAAAUGGUAUUAGUUUGUCUUGAAAACAACAUACUUUUUAARGCGAAACACAUUCCAGGGAUUUAG
Molecule: messenger RNA, 720 nt
Organism: Exaiptasia diaphana
Lineage: Eukaryota; Metazoa; Cnidaria; Anthozoa; Actiniaria; Aiptasiidae
Exons: 1
Coding region: 1-720 (239 amino acids)
Source: RefSeq, a predicted model, not a curated record